Messenger RNA from Plasmodium cynomolgi strain B, 1923 nucleotides. RefSeq names its product rhomboid protease. The record is from RefSeq and is a predicted model, not a curated record. Gene Ontology annotation, molecular function: serine-type endopeptidase activity. Bases 58 to 1923 code for a protein of 621 amino acids. NCBI's taxonomy places the organism in Eukaryota, Apicomplexa, Aconoidasida, Haemosporida, Plasmodiidae. Gene Ontology annotation, biological process: proteolysis. The transcript has a single exon. Gene Ontology annotation, cellular component: membrane.
CGGCCUCCAUCGUUUGUCCAGCGCCCCCACCCACGCUGCUUCCCUCCGCGCGAACCCAUGGGGCCGGAGAAAGCGGGAAACGGGAAUCAUGGAGAAAAUAGCAAGAGCGAGGCGGUCAGCCACGUGGCGAACUCGCCCAAGAGGCUGGGCGCAGAGCUCCCCAAAAAGGGAGAAUUCAAAAAAGCGGUGCCAAAGAAAAAUAUCCUGAGUGAUUACAGAGUAAACAAAGGGGUGCUCCUGUCGAACGAGAAGUUAGCGAAGAAUGCGGACUCGUCCGACAGGGAGGUGGCAUCCGGUGGCAACAAAGAAGACAGUGACGAGGAGAGUGACCUUAAUAUUACUGUUGGACGGGGCGGAGGCACUCGAUCGAAAAGAGAUACAACGGCUGCAGCCGGAGAAACCGCCACCACCGCCGCCAUCACCACCACCGCCACCGCCGCUAAGAAAGGAAGAAACGGCCCCAGUGACAUAAAAAUUUUAGUGACGAACGAUGAGCCUCUGCACACGCUGCCAUCAGGAGCCGUGGGGAGAAGAGCUCCGCUGAAUCCUUUUUCAUCCCCCAUCCUUGGAAAGUACAGGAGAAAAAAUAAAAAUGCUAAAAUAAAAGUCAAAGACCCAAGGCUUAAUAAUAACCCACUGGUGGGGAGGUUAGUAGUGUGUAUAUCUUCAACAGCGAUCCUGUUUUGGAUCUUCUUCGCAGAAAUGAUUUUUAAUUACAAUACAUUUAAUGGGAGAUGUAUUUCGAAGGUACUAUAUCCUAUUUACACAGAAUCUGUGAUGAAGAAAAGGGAACCUUUUUUUGUGUUCCUUGGUUAUGGAGCAUGUGAAUACAAUUUAGAGGAGUCUGCAUCGGAUCGACAUUUUGUCGGAACCAGUGCAUCGGACAAAGGUUGGCCCACAAACAAGGUAGAAGAAAAUAGAGAUGCAAGAGGAGAAUCCAGCUGGGAUAGUGUAAAUACACGUGUAUAUAAUCAGUUAGGUGGGUUGAACACAAAUUACAUAAGAAAUUAUGGAGAAAUCUAUCGACUGUUUUGGUCUGUCUAUCUUCAUGGUGGAUUCAUGCACAUAAUAUUUAAUGUGAUAUGUCAGAUACAGAUUCUUUGGAUUAUUGAACCUGAUUGGGGAUUCAUACGAACUCUGAUUCUUUUCUUUACUUCCGGAGUUACAGGGAAUUUACUCUCUGCUGUUUGUGAUCCAUGUGGUGUCACCAUCGGCUCUUCUGGUGCAUUGUAUGGUUUGAUAGGAGCUCUCUUUACUUACUAUAUUGAAUACUGGAAAACCAUUCCUAGACCCUGUUGUGUCGUAAUUUUUAUGCUUAUAGUAACCAUUUUUGGUAUUUUUAUUGGUAUGUUUGGAUAUACAGAUAAUUACGCUCACAUGGGUGGUUGUCUAGGGGGGAUACUCUAUGGCUUUGCUACCAUCACUACUGUCUCUGCAGCGGAUAAAUGCACACUAGGGGAACGUAUGUUAACAUCUGCACCCUUUUCAUGGUUUUUAUCUGAUGAAACGAAGGAGUUGAUUAAUGCCAAAGCUAGGGAAAAGAAAAUACGAGGAGAUAACUACCGAAAGAAACAAAUCGCUAACAAGGUCCAUAAGAAUGACGCUCUCCAUGUGAUGAUGUCUCUCAUGAAGAAUCGAAUAAAUGAGGAAGGUAGACCUCCAUGUAAAAUGAAACUACGCGAAUGGAUCGUCCGAAUCACUGCAGCCUCUGCACUCAUCAUCCUAUGGAUCGUUCUCUUCGUCUACCUACUCAAUGAGACCGCCUACAAGUCCUACACCCCCAUGGGGCAGAUCAAAUUUACUGGUGUCCACACUUGCUUCUGCUGCGAGGUCAACAAGGACAAGUUCCCCUUUAUCAGUGCAGAGAAGUUUUACUGGUGCUUCACCAACGAGGAGGCUACCAAGUACUACUGCGGCAAGUGA